Molecule: messenger RNA, 1059 nt
Organism: Perkinsus marinus ATCC 50983
Lineage: Eukaryota; Perkinsozoa; Perkinsida; Perkinsidae
Exons: 1
Coding region: 1-1059 (352 amino acids)
Source: RefSeq, a predicted model, not a curated record
AUGUCGUCAUCUUCUACUAUUCGGCUGGACUGGAUCGAACCAACACUGACAGACCUGCCGUCGGAUGCCAAGGAGAUCGCUACCUAUAACUGGCAUCCUUCUUCAACAACUGAGGUUCCUAGAAUCAUCGUGCCGGGCUUGCCGCCCUUCCUCAUAGACUCACAAGAGCCUCCUAAGCUCGAAUACGAUCAAGGGACGUUCUUCUGCGAUGAGAACCUGUAUCGCCAAAAAGAGUCUCCGACAGAGUCCCUGUUCCAAGCCGUGGCGGUCUGUACACCAGACUUUGACUGGCAGGCAGUAGACAUAGUCACCGACCGAAACAAUCUCCGAAAGCUGAUGCGAGCUCUCCAGCCGAAUUGGGACACCUUUGAUGACCAGUCCUUUCAAAUAGACCUUGACGUCGUCGGUAGGACUAUUGUCCUCACACGAGUUGGGCCAGCGGAGGCACAAGUUUUCGGUUGUGGUCACUCGUUUGAACGCCAAAUGACUACUGCCAGCACACUGGGGUCUUUCCGCCGAGUUGUUGCUCUCAACCUUGGCAGUGUGUCUCUCGUUGUGCGGUCGGAGAUCGAUGCCGUUGACGGUGGUGCCUGGCGGUCGGUGUCACGGAAAGCUGAAUGGUCGAGCCUUCCCGGAAGCCGCAUUGAAAUGAAGCGAGGAGGCGGGUUGAAGAAUGGCAGCGAAUGCCCCCAUUACUGGGAACUCAAAACGAAGUCGGUGAAGCGAAGGUUCGACUGGGCCGACGUCUACGGUCAACUCUGCCUUGGUGAUGUACACAAUUUGCUCAUCGCUCGUACGAAGUGGACUGAAGUGGCAUCAAUGGAAUCACUCAGUCGUGAUCAGGUUGGGGUCCGAGGUCGAUUCUUCGAUCUCUUUGGUCGCCUAGAAGCCUUAUUGAAGAGCAUCAUUGAGAGUGUGCGGCGGUCUAAAGAGGAACCCGGAGGACCCCAGUCCUACGUUGUUUCGUGGGAUGGAUGGUAUCCUGUAUUGAAAAUAAAACCACAACGAACAUCGAGGGUGAGCAAGGCAGCGAGAGCAUUGAUUGAAGACGUACAUUAG